AUGCACAUGCUCGGGGAAUGUGAGAGAAUCCUCGGCGAUGGUCUUCUUCGAUUGCCUCUACAACACAACUACCGCUAUGGCCCCCAGGCUGAACGGGACCUGUUAGAGCUUCUUUUUCGGUCGCUCGUGGGACAUAGUGAGGAGCUUAUACAACAUCUGUUCCCUAAUGGUGCACCUGUAGGAUCGUGGAAAUUGGCUGAUGCCCAGGGCGCUCGCGAAGGAGCAGAGUAUAGCGAGGCCGCGCGGGGCAAGCGCUGCGGACACAUCUUCCGAGCGGGUGAAGCGACGUAUCGUUGCGUAACUUGCGCUGCUGAUGAUACAUGUGUGCUCUGCAGUCGGUGCUUUGAUUCGUCUGAUCAUACUGGCCACCAAUAUCAGAUCUCACUGUCAUCAGGCAACUGUGGUUGUUGUGAUUGCGGCGAUGAGGAGGCCUGGCGGCUCCCGCUAUUCUGCGCCAUCCAUACUGACAGCGGCAAUGCCAAGGGCAAGGAGCGUUCUCAACGAGAACUGCCCUCUGAACUGGUAUCUACAAUUCGCUUGACUAUCUCACGCGUUCUCGAUUACUUCUGUGAUGUUAUCUCCUGUUCGCCGGAACAAUUACGGCUACCCAAGACUAUCGAAGGCAUCAAGCAAGAUGAGGAAGCAUCCAGAUUGCGCCCCGACUGGUAUGGCUCAGGCGACCAAGAGGAAGAAGAACCCGAGUUUGCCGUCAUGCUAUGGAACGACGAGAAGCACACGAUUCGAGAUGUCGCCCAUCAGGUCACUCGCGCCUGCCGCGAGCGAGACAGCUUUGGUGUCGCGAGAGCACAUGAAACAAAUGAUAUCGGCCGAAGCGUCAUCAAAUAUUCGAAGGAUCUGCAACGACUGCUGGCAGUGUCUAAGAUCAUCGAGGAAAUCAAAGUGACUGUUACAGUUCGCUCGGCACGGGACACAUUCCGAGAGCAAAUGUGCGGCACAAUAGUUGAAUGGCUGGCUGACAUUGCCGGAUGCAGCAUCCUCGAGGACAAUGAAAUCUUCCGGCAAAUUAUUUGCGAAGAGCUACUGAGUUCUUGGCGGAAAGGGAGUGGCGCCUAUAACGCAAAUAUUGGUAUGAAGGGCAUUGAUGAUCACGAAGGAUCAGACAACCGAUUUCCCGGCCUCCUGACAACCGCAGAGGAAGAAGAGGAUGAUGAAGAUGCGGAUGAUGCAAAUGAGCAAGAUGAAGAUGAGGAUUAUGUGGAAGCCCAUGACGAUGCAGAUGAUGAGGAGGAUGACAUGGAAAUGGAGCUUGCCCGGUUGCAGGCCGAGGCGGAUGGAGAUGAAGACGAAGAUAUGGAUAUGGGUACCAUCGAUGAUGAACUGGCGCUUGCGGAACGGAUUUUGGCGGGCCUCACUCGCGCGCAUCCACUGGUGCCACGCCCGGGCCCGGAGCAAACAGAUCAACAGCCUGCUGAAGAAGAGGAUGAGCUUGACGGCCAGCUUUCAGCCUCCAACAGCUAUGUCCCCAUUCCGAAGACGCCAUCUGGUACGAUUAGGCCACCUUCUGCUAGAUCAGAAGGACACUGGCAAGUACGACCACCCAUUCCGACCGCCAAAGAGAAGAUUGCACCCUACGAAGACCUCUGGCAGCGUACCCGUCUUGACUGGCUCGUCCUCUUUGACCUAAGAUUAUGGAAGAAAACUCGCACGGACUUGCGAGAUCUUUAUAUUAGCACUGUGGUCAAUGUGCCACAAUUCAAGCGCAUUAUGGGUCUGCGCCUGUCUGCUUUGUAUACAGCACUGGCUCAGCUAUAUCUGAUUGCAGACAGAGAACCCGAUCACUCGAUUGUCAAUCUCUCUCUCCAAUUAUUGACAACGCCUUCUAUUACGGAGGAGAUCGUCCUCCGUGGCAAUUUCUUGACCAAAGUCAUGGCUAUUCUGUAUACUUUCCUGACCACAAGGCAGGUUGGCGAACCGCAAGCCGUCAAUCCCAAUGCCACCCUCGCUUUCGAUGCCGGUUCAGUGACCAACAGACGCCUCUAUCACUUCUUCUUGGAUCUUCGCUACCUUCUGCAAUCCGAGUACGUCCAACAUCGCGUGAGGACCGAAGACCAGUACUUGCCUCAAUUUUUGGAUCUAGUGAAGCUUUCCCAGGGUAUCUGCCCUAAUGUGCGCGCAGUCGGUGAACAUGUCGAAUAUGAGACGGAUGCGUGGAUCAGUGCUUCGAUUCUCAUGCGAGAAAUUAAUCGUCUUUGCCGACAGUUUUGCGAGUCAUUCCGCGACUCGGGAAUUGACAAUGGGCAGAACCUGCUUCAGGCAAUCAAGACAACUACUAUCACUGCUAUCAUUCACUCUGCAGGGGUAGAGCGUAAGCGUUUCGAUCAAGCAGAAAUUAAGGAAGAAGUCAAAUUCCGCACGCUUCCCCCGUUUGAUUUCGAAAUUGGCCCUUCUGGGGAGGUUCCUUGCCACCGCGUGGUCGAAUUUAUCGUUGAAAAGGGAUCGAUUAGCUUCCAUCAUGCACUUCACUAUACCCUCUCAUGGCUGAUCGAGUGCGGCCGUGGAGUGAGCAGUGAGGUCAUGCGCAGCGUCCUAUUUGAAGCUGCAAACACUGCCCGGGCAGAGCUUCAUGCAGCCAAAGUUGAGAAUAGUAAACAGAUCGAUGAUAAUCUUCUCGCUCUCGGCCCCGAAGACCUGCUACUGACAAUGUUCGACUACCCCUUGAGAGUCUGUGCCUGGCUUGCGCAAAUGAAAGCUGGUAUGUGGGUUCGCAACGGUCUCAGUCUCCGACACCAAAUGUCGCAAUACCGCGGUGUUUCGUCUCGAGAUUUCGCCUAUUACCGAGAUAUUUUCCUUUUACAGACCGCACUGGUAACCUGUGACCCAAGUCGGGUCCUUGCAUCUAUUGCGCAUCGAUUCGGAAUGGUGGACUGGAUGUCUCGCAACUACAUGCCUCGUGCUGGCUAUGAGGAUUCCCAAAUCGUUGAUGUCGCAGAGGAAUUCGUCCACUUGCUUGUCAUUUUGUUGACUGAUCGCACCUCUUUGACUGCUAUCGAUGACGGCACUCAUCUGACUAAUGAAAACAUCAGUCGUGACAUAGCCCAUGUUUUGUGCUUCAAGCCACUCUCGUUCUCUGACCUGUCUACCCGCCUGAGUGACAAGUUGCUUGAUUCAGACAUGUUCCAAGAUGUACUUGAAGAAGUCGCCAAUUUCCGUCCUCCAGAAGGAUUGAGUGACUCCGGGACCUUUGAACUGAAGUCCGAAUAUUUGGACCUUGUGGACCCAUAUAGUGCACACUACUCCAAGAACCAGCGAGAUGAAGCGGAGAACAUCUACAAAGAGUGGCAGGCAAAGAAGACAGGCAAGAAGGCUUCCGAUAUCGUCUUUGAGCCAAAGCUUCGACCUAUUAGCUCAGGUGUUUUCUCUCAUUUGCCGCGUUUCACUGGUACCAUGCUAUUCGCACAGCUUGUUCAUCAGUGUCUCGAGUACGUUAUCUCGUCUAAAGAGUGCACACCUACUAUCCCGCCGACACGAGUGGAGACGUUUCUUCAGGUCAUACUUCAUCUAGUACUUGCUGCCGUCCUUGAAGAUAACUCUGAUGAAGAAGGUGAAGUGGAGGCAGAUCGUAGCCCGUCAUUUAACUUGCAUGCCUUGACCAAGACUCGAGAAAUCAAGGCUGGCAACCUAACCAUCGUGGGGCUUCUCGAGAAGAUUUCAAUGAUGAAUGAAUUUGCUGCUUGUGGCCCUAAGAUUCGCCAUAUUCUCAAGCGACUCUGGCAAAAACAUCCCCAGUCAUAUACUUCAGCGACUGCUUCCCUCAAGUUCCCAUUCGAUCGAAUUGAUACCAAUUCGCCUGCAAUUGACGUCGACAAUGAGAGAGAGAUCAAGAAAAAGCAGGCAUUGGAAAGACAGGCCCGAGUCAUGGCCCAGUUCCAGCAACAGCAGCAAAAUUUCCUGAACAGUCAAGGGGAUAUUGAUUGGGGCGAGGAAGACUUUAGCGAUCUCGAGUCGGAGACAGAGGCUACCCAUGAAACCAAGGUCUGGAAGUUCCCUAGUGGGACAUGCAUCCUGUGUCAAGAGGAGACCAAUGACUCGAGGCUCUACGGUACAUUUGCAUUGAUCCAAGAUAGUACCAUUCUACGACAGACCGAUAUUAGAGAUCCAGAUAGGAUCCGUGAAGCUCUCAAUACUCCUCUUAGCCUUGACAGAUCUGCCGAGGAUUCUCGUCCUUUUGGCGUGGCCGGGGAAAACCGUACCACAAUCCGUCGUCUGGACUCCUCUGGAGACGAAGUCAUCAGCGAGAAGGUUGGUCUCAGUAAAGGCUUCAGCCCGAAAAGCACUCUCCGUGGUCCAGUCACCACGGGCUGUGGCCAUAUAAUGCAUUAUUCUUGCUUUGAGGUGUACUACGCGGCGACACAAAGACGGCACAGCCAGCAGAUUGCCCGCCAUCAUCCCGAAAACACAAUGCUCAAAGAAUUUGUUUGCCCACUUUGUAAGGCACUCGGCAAUGCCUUCUUACCAAUUACUUGGAAGGCCAAGGAGGAGUCGUAUCCAGGUGUAUUGAAUACAGCGACCUCGUUCGAUGAGUGGAUGGGUACUGGACUUAAAGCCGCCUUGAAUCAGUCACAGAACUUCCCUGUCCUGAUGAUUGAAAAAGAUAAAGCUUACCAGCAACCUUACUCCGAAUUAUUCAUGGACUAUCUCUCGAAAACGCUGGUGCCUUCUCUUUCUUCCAAGGUCUCGCAACUGGUAGCAUUCCCAUUUUCGUCAGCCCCACCUGCACCCUAUCUUUCAUCGACAUCUAGAAUGUCAAUGCCUGGUAUUUUCCUCUCUACGGACGAGCUAUCUCCUUCCAGUCCUCUGCAGCAAGUUUCGAGUCCUUCAGACAGUCCCAUGUCGGAGCUGCUUCAAAUCUAUAAGCGUUUAAAGAAGACCAUCAAGAUGAAUCACAUCAACUCCAUGUUCAACAACAGUCCAGACUCUCUUAACAAUGACGAUCUGGUGCAUACUGAUUCAUUGAUUCGAAGCUUUGGUUUCAGCAUCUCUGCGGUUGAAAUUGCUCAACGUGGUGUUGAAUCAGAGGCCGGGUCGACUUUGUUGGACAAGAUCCCACCGCUGACCUUGACGCAUCUCCGUGUCUUGGCGGAAACAGCAUUAACAUAUGCUGCUGUUGGAUGCGUCAAUUCAAACAAUAGCCAAAAGAACCGUCCUACCCAAGAGUUUCAGGAAAUGCAUCGACAGAAGAUUUGCCAAUUGCUCGUCGGCCAUCCCUGCUUGAGUGGCACACCGCUUCUCAAUGAUGUCCGAAAUAUUGAGCCACUGCUUGCUACGGACACCUUUGUCUUCCUUGCCGAAUGUUCACUUUCGUUGCUGCCGGUUCUCCAUAUUGAUGUGCGUCAUCUUGUUCAGGUGUGCUACGUUGCUGAGAUUGUUAAAGUGACUGUUACCUUCAUCUUGUGGCCCCUUGGCCUCAAAGAAGAACUAUCUCAGCACGGAGACAAUGGUAUUGCCGAAUCAUUCAUUUCCAACAAUCAAUUUGGGCUCACGAAGCAUUUCUUUGACUCGAUUGUCGCUGAGCUCAAGGCAAACUCUGUUGGGCGUGCCGAGGGCUCUUCGUUCCCUGCAGAGAGUGGUUAUGUGAAAGACGGAGAGGAGUCUGCUACCCCAGAUAUCAUCAUUGCUCUGCGACGUCUCGUAUCCAGCUAUGCUGUUACGUUCCUCCGAAAGGCGGUCAUUCUCUUUCACGUUCAGCAUGGUGUUGAAUUUCCUAAUACAGGUUUCAGUGAUGUUGGUACUUCAGAACUCGACAGACUGACCAAGACUCUGCAUCUUCCUUCGCUCGAUGAGAUCUUCCUAUCCGUGAACCCCGCAAGGAAUAGCAGUAGUCCUUUUGACGCUGUCAUCUCUGGAUGGAUAUUCCACUGGAACGCAUCCCGGUCGGGCAUCCGCUUUGAAGAUCACCGCCUUUGGCCGAGCUUACCGCACCCAGCGAUCUUUGAGCUUGUGGGACUGCCAAAGUAUUUCGACAGUCUCAUCGAAGAGGCCAACCGACGUCGUUGUCCGAAUUCCAAGAAGGAACUCAGUGACCCAAGCAUUUGCCUCUUCUGUGGAGACAUCUUUUGCUCUCAGUCAGUGUGCUGCAUGCACAACAAACUUGGCGGCUGUAACCAGCAUCUUCAAAAGUGUGGUAAAAAUAUCGGUCUCUUCAUCAACAUCCGCAAGUGCACCGUGCUCUAUCUCCACAACCACAAUGGCUCUUGGCACUAUGCACCUUACCUUGAUCGCCAUGGCGAAGUUGACCCAGGUCUGCGACGAAACCGCCAACUCAUUCUGAACCAGAAGCGAUAUGACCGGCUGCUGCGUGACGUGUGGCUGUCACACUCUAUUCCUGCCACAAUCAGCCGCAAGCUAGAGUCUGAGAUCAACAACGGUGGGUGGGAAACGAUAUAA
Penicillium macrosclerotiorum is the source of this 6405-nucleotide messenger RNA. Its product is annotated as putative ubiquitin-protein ligase E3 component (UBR1). The record is from RefSeq and is a predicted model, not a curated record. The transcript has 4 exons. Lineage: Eukaryota; Fungi; Ascomycota; Eurotiomycetes; Eurotiales; Aspergillaceae. Gene Ontology annotation, cellular component: cytoplasm; ubiquitin ligase complex. Gene Ontology annotation, molecular function: ubiquitin protein ligase activity; zinc ion binding. Gene Ontology annotation, biological process: protein ubiquitination; ubiquitin-dependent protein catabolic process via the N-end rule pathway. The coding region runs from base 1 to 6405 and encodes 2134 amino acids.